CAUACAUAUACAUACAUAUCAAGCGAAUAUUAUCACGGAAAAUAGUGUAAUUAGGUACGAGAGUAAAAAGUUUGUGUUUGAAAUGAAAACAAAAGUGUCUCCAUUUCUUAUAGAAAAGGAUCGAGGGGACACUAAACUUGACUGACUUUAUAUGUAGAUAGUUUACUGAUGGACAACAUGUAAAUUAUUUGAUGUUUUCUUGCAGGAUAAAAUAUACCCGUCCAUUGAUGACUGAUGUGACCAAUUAGACUUGUCUAACUUGCUAGUGCAAAUGUUAACCAAAACAUUCAUUUUGUUGGAAAUUAUUGAUACGAUUCGAGGAUGUCAAGAUAAUUGUCGAAGGUGAAACAGAAUGACGCACAGGUUCUUCAGACUAGUCCCUUGUCUUGUGCUUAUAUUUGUCUUCAACGACCAGACUGUUAGUUUUGAACAACCUUCAUGGCGGAACAUGGACAAAUUAAGACGGUCCAAUUGUACAACUUGUAAAGAGAGUCUCGUGAUGAACGUGCAAGAAGUACUCCCGCGUCUGACACUUAUCAAACAGCGUAUCCUGAAUGCCAUUGGACGAAAUCCGAUGCCUAUAAAUAGUUUAUCCAAUCAAAUUAAGCCUUUUAAGAUAAGACACGCCACGGAUGUACAAGAAAUACCAAUGACACAGAGGCCCCCAAAGCGUAUUGGAUAUCGUCUUAAUGAGAUUAUAAGUUAUUCAAAACCUGUUUACAACGAUCGAGGAGGAGAUGUGUUGGAAUUCAGUUUACACAGUAAUAAACACUUUGAAAACGAGGAGGCACUUGGAGCGUCUUUGUUACUUUAUGUCGAUAGACGACGAAAAAUUCGAAAAGGCGGAAAAGGAAAGAAAAUUAUAUUAAGAGUGUCCCAGUUAAACGCAAACAAUAAUACGUGGGAAUAUUUGGCAGUGUUACAGACGAGAGUCAAAAAGAGACGAUGGAAGCGAAUAAGUUUACCAGUGAAAUCUGCCCAACAACUUUUAGACUCCGACAAGAAGUCAUUAGAUCUAAAAAUAGAAUGUAUAGGAUGUGGUCGUUUAGUGGAUUUAGUAUUGAACAAAAGCUCUGGGACAAAUAUAGAUAUGUUAGAUGCUUUCAAAGCUGAAAAGGGUAGUGAUAAAUUAAGAAGUGGAAAAAAUUACAGAAAACGAAGACACAAACAGAGAAAGCAGCAAAAACUUUUGAAAAGAAGACAGAAAAACAGCGGUACUCCAAUCUUAGUCAUAAGUACACGUGUAGAAGUUUGACGGCGGCAUUUAUUACGUGUAUGAAUUCAUAACGCCAAUACGUGAUGAUGUAUUAUUUAUUUACGAGUUGUCCUUGUGUUGUCCCUACGUGGAAAAAGACCAUCAUUUGAUUCAAAAACCACUAUAUAGUUAGUGGGGUUCCUUUUUCAAGGAACUCCACUGAGUCCAAAAAGCCUGAAAAUAUAAAACUUGAAAUCCUAGCAUAUAACAAGGGAUCACUUAAAUUUGAAAAAUCUGCAAAAUAUACAAAGAGUUGAAUUGUAAAAGUUUUUUGUACGAUUAUAAUUCCGCGAUUAACGAGAAACGUUGCAACGCUUUUUUUAUGUUUUUUUUUGCCCAGUGAAAACACAUUUUCUGGGAAAGCGGAGAGGGAGAAUAAUCUAAAAGUUUGCACAGAAACAAUUGGUCUAGGCUUAAUGUAAGGGUACACGCGUCUCGAAAAACAUUUCAAAUCCCUUCAUGUCAAAAAGUAUAAGUGGAGUCCUUCUAACUUUUAAUUCUAAUCGCAAAAUGUUUUGCCUUGAGUAUCUAUUAUUGACAUGAUUGUUUGUUCGGGUUGGUUGGUUGUCAAGUGGCACAAAGGUUAUACGGCGACUUUUCAGCUUUACAGGAGAAGGAAGACUUCGGGAACACCUCCGUUAAUUAUUUUAAAACACGAGCAGGCAACUAAGGUGAACUAACAGCGCUCCAUAAGCCAGCUGGACAUAUUCUCUACAUGAAAGAAGUCCCUGGUUGGAUUUGAACCCACACUAAUCUGUCUCAUUGAAUCUUAUCUUACAAAUUAUAUUAAUUAGUUGCAUGUAUUUUCUUCAUACGUGACUCUAAACAUUAGUUCUGUGUGUUAAUUAUUUAAGCACAAACAAAAAUCUAUUUCUUUUCAUAAAUGAUACAGAUAUACACUACAAAUAUAAUUUGUUUUUGUUCGUUUAAAUAAGCUGACCAAAAUCAUUCAAAUUAUGUACAAGUAAUUGAUUAUGUAAGAAAAUAA
This is a messenger RNA of Ruditapes philippinarum (Manila clam), 2243 nucleotides long. RefSeq lists its product as uncharacterized. The transcript has 3 exons. NCBI's taxonomy places the organism in Eukaryota, Metazoa, Mollusca, Bivalvia, Venerida, Veneridae. The record is from RefSeq and is a predicted model, not a curated record. The coding region runs from base 353 to 1255 and encodes 300 amino acids.